Oncorhynchus keta (chum salmon) is the source of this 1795-nucleotide messenger RNA. Its product is annotated as ryanodine receptor 2-like. Gene Ontology annotation, cellular component: sarcoplasmic reticulum membrane; sarcolemma; Z disc. Bases 1 to 1695 code for a protein of 564 amino acids. Gene Ontology annotation, molecular function: ryanodine-sensitive calcium-release channel activity. The transcript has 15 exons. The record is from RefSeq and is a predicted model, not a curated record. Lineage: Eukaryota; Metazoa; Chordata; Actinopteri; Salmoniformes; Salmonidae. Gene Ontology annotation, biological process: calcium ion transmembrane transport.
AUGCAGAUAACAACACUGCAGAGGAACUCUCUGAUGACCUCCACCGUGGGGCUCUUCCAGGUGGUGCAGUACUUGGCUGGCUGUGGUCUCCAGAGCUGCUCCAUGCUCGUGUCUAAAGGAUACCCUGACAUCGGCUGGAACCCCGUGGAAGGAGAGAGAUACCUCGACUUCCUCCGCUUCGCAGUGUUCUGCAACGGUGAGAGUGUGGAGGAGAACGCUAACGUGGUGGUGAGGCUGCUGAUUCGUCGUCCCGAGUGCUUUGGCCCCGCCCUGCGCGGAGAGGGGGGGAAUGGUCUCCUGGCAGCCAUGAUGGAAGCCAUCAAGAUAUCAGAGGACCCCUGUAGAGACGGGCCCUCCCCUACCUCAGAGGCCAGCAGGACACUCAGUGAGGUGUUAUUGGAGGAUGAGGAAGACGACACUAUUCACAUGGGAAACGCUAUAAUGACCUUCUACGCAGCCCUCAUAGACCUGCUGGGGCGCUGUGCCCCUGAGAUGCACCUGAUUCAUGCUGGGAAGGGUGAGGCCAUCAGAAUACGAGCCAUCCUACGUUCCCUGAUCCCCAUAGAGGACCUGGAAGGAGUGAUCAGCAUCCCGUUCCCCAUGCCAACUCUGGCCAAAGAUGGGUCGGUGGUAGAGCCUGAUAUGUCAGCGGGGUUCUGUCCGGACCACAAGGCAGCCAUGGUGCUGUUCCUGGACCGGGUCUACGGUAUAGAGGACCAGAACUUCCUGCUUCAUCUGCUGGAGGUGGGCUUCCUGCCUGACCUCAGGGCUGCUGCCUCGCUCGACACAGCUGCUCUGAGCUCUACAGACAUGGCCCUGGCCCUCAACAGGUACCUGUGUACAGCUGUUCUUCCCCUGCUCACUAAGUGUGCCCCGCUGUUCGCUGGGACAGAGCCCUACGCCUCGCUCAUAGACUCUCUACUUCACACCGUCUACCGGCUCUCUAAAGGAUGCUGCCUCACCAAGGCUCAGAGAGACGCUAUCGAGGAGUGUUUGCUGGCUACCUGUGGUCAACUGAGGCCGUCCAUGAUGCAACACCUGCUGAGGCGCUUGGUGUUCGAUGUUCCUCUCCUCAACGAACACACCAAGAUGCCUCUCAAGCUGUUGACCAAUCACUACGAGCGUUGUUGGAAGUACUACUGUCUGACGGGCGGCUGGGGGAGCUUUGGGGCGUCGUCGGACGAAGAGCUGCAUCUCUCCAGGAAGCUGUUCUGGGGCAUCUUCGAUGCUCUGUCUCGCAAGAGGUACGACCAGGAGCUGUUUAAACUGGCUCUCCCGUGUCUGAGUGCCGUGGCCGGGGCACUGCCACCUGACUACAUGGAGAGUAACUAUGUGGCCGUGAUGGAGAAACAGUCCUCUAUGGACCCCGAGGGAAACUUCAACCCACAGCCAGCAGACACCACCAAUGUGAACGUCCCGGAGAAGCUGGAUCACUUUGUCACUAAAUACGCUGAGCAUUCACAUGACAAGUGGUCCAUGGACAAGUUUUCCAACGGCUGGGUUCACGGAGACAAGGUGUGUGAGGCCUCUAAAGUCCACCCUCUCCUCAAGCCCUAUAAAGGGCUGUCAGAGAAGGAUAAAGAGGUGUAUCGUUGGCCUAUCAAGGAGUCUCUGAAGACGAUGGUGAUGUGGUGCUGGAGCAUAGAGAGGACCAGGGAGGGAGACCCAGCCAGCCUAAUGCACAGAGCACAGUAGGAUCUCUCAGAUCAGCCAGCAACACUCUGUCGAAGGAGCUCCAGGUUUCAGCCCCAGACCCAUCGACAUGAGCAAUGUGACACUGUCCCGGGACCUGCAC